Messenger RNA from Lucilia cuprina (Australian sheep blowfly), 1206 nucleotides. Its product is annotated as probable myosin light chain kinase DDB_G0279831. The coding region runs from base 237 to 1145 and encodes 302 amino acids. The record is from RefSeq and is a predicted model, not a curated record. The transcript has a single exon. Lineage: Eukaryota; Metazoa; Arthropoda; Insecta; Diptera; Calliphoridae.
CUAAACUUAGAAAAAAAAACAUGGUUAAUUGCUAAACAAUGAAUAGAAAACAUACAAACACAAAAAGAGGAAGCGAUAAUAAAAACAACAAAACAUCAAAGCAUAAAAACUAAGUGAGAACGAAAAAAAAAUACUACAACUGCAGCAGGAGCUGAAGCUGAAGCAGACAGCAGUAGAAGAAUAAAAACAAGGACAAGGCAAUAACAAGAUAGAGAAGACGAAGAAAAACUUAAAACAUGUUACAACCAACAUCAUGUGGCCCAGGGCCACCGGAUAAAACAUUUGAAUUUAAUAACAAUAAAAAUAAUAAAAACGAAAUGAAGCAAAAACGUAAAAACGAACAGCUAAAACAAGAGCAAGAAGUGGUGGUGGUAGUAAAAAAACUGCAAAAAGAAAAUGAUAAUAAUAAAAAUGGAAGUGGAAAUGAAAACUAUAAAUGUAGAGAGAAAAGAGUAGUGAUUGGCGAGUAUGAUAAUGAUUAUGUUUAUGUUGGCAGCCAUGUUAAUGAUGAUGAGAAUGUUUAUGAAAUAAGAAUGAAAAGCAAUGAGCGACAACAAACACAAACUAUAAAAUUCAACACGAACAAAAACUACAACAACUGCCAUUUAAAAAACAUGAAAUUAUAUUUAAACAAAAUUACAGCAAUAGCAAAUACAACAGCAACAACAACAGCUAAAACAACUAUUGCUACACAAAACCAAAAAUCUACUUUUAGCAGAGCAGCAGAUUUAAAUAAUUGUGCUACUACUACUGCUGCUGCUGUUGCUGCUCAAUCCUCAAUUUUAGCUGCAACAACAAAAUUUGUUACUCCUACUACUAAUAACAGCAACAACAACAACAACACCACCAGCACCAACUCCUCAACAACAAUUUGUUCCAGUACUCGACAUACUCGACGUUCUGAUGCUGAGACUACAGCAACUACAACAACAUUAUCACAACCAAUAACUGUAGCAACAGUAGCUGUAGCAAAUGUUGCCAACAACUUGAAUAAGUUUUAUUGUAACUUUACAACAGCAGCAAAAACAACAACAGCAACUACUAAAACUUCUAUAAAAUGGAUUUUAAUGUUUCUAAUGCUUUUUAACAUUUUGGCACAAACACCGCAUCAAGUGGCAGCUGAAAAGAGCAAACACUGUAAGUAGAACAAGCUUUUAUUCCACUUUUUUUCUUUUUAUAUUUUUGGAAACAAUUUUUAUAUUUUUU